This is a messenger RNA of Didymodactylos carnosus, 310 nucleotides long. The record is from the annotation of a GenBank genome assembly. Lineage: Eukaryota; Metazoa; Rotifera; Eurotatoria; Philodinida; Philodinidae.
AUGGAUGACCUUCAAGUAUCCGAUGAUGACAUGGAUAUUGAUAGCGAUUCCAGUUUUUCUCCAAUUCACUCCAAUCAUCCAGAGGAUGAUGAGAAAAAACAGAUAGCUUUAAAUCAAUUUCUCAAAUUAUGCGGCAAUAAUAACAAAGUAUGGAUGACAGACUCAUACAAAAAGCUUUCGCCACAGUCGAAGUCGAAUUUUCUCAGUCGAACGCGAUCCAUCGUCAGAACUGUUUUGGAAUUCGUAGCUCGUGUUGAUGAUUCUGACGAACUGCUGGGUGAGUUGUUGGGUAAAAGAAAGGUAAAUGCGC